Polistes canadensis is the source of this 5528-nucleotide messenger RNA. RefSeq names its product cytosolic carboxypeptidase 4-like. Gene Ontology annotation, molecular function: metallocarboxypeptidase activity; zinc ion binding. The coding region runs from base 526 to 3840 and encodes 1104 amino acids. Gene Ontology annotation, biological process: protein side chain deglutamylation; proteolysis; C-terminal protein deglutamylation. The transcript is spliced from 19 exons. NCBI's taxonomy places the organism in Eukaryota, Metazoa, Arthropoda, Insecta, Hymenoptera, Vespidae. The record is from RefSeq and is a predicted model, not a curated record.
CUUUCGUGUUUAUCAACAAGUGCCGCAUACAUCUGAUUCUACUCUAGACGUGCUCGUUCUUUUCAUCUUUCUCUUUCUCUCUCUCUCUCUCUCUCUCUCUCUCUCUCUUUAUUUUUAUCUUUUUCUCUUUCAUUUGAUAUAUCAUCGAAUAUUCUUCGUUUUUUCUCUCGUACUUUCCGUUAUCUUUUUGUAUCGUUUAGAAUGAGUGCGUGUAAGAUCAUCGAAUUUUUGCAUAUGUGACAUCACGUGAGUUCAACACUUCAAACUGGAUGUGAAGUGUCGUCCUUCUUGAACCAAUUAGGACCUUGGUACACAGGGCGUAUUUAAACGAACGACGACCACCCGUUUAAACUUAUCUUUCCUCUUGUUCCUCCUCGUCGUUGUUGCUUUCGAAGUCAUUGUCAUCGUUAACACGAAGGCGAUUAUCGUGAGAAGAAGAAAGGAUAAAGAAAGAGAGAGAAAGAGAGAGGGAGAGAGAGAGAGAGAGAGAGAAAAAAAGAGAGAAAGGACAAGCGCGUAUUGGAAAUGUGUGACAAAGAAAACCAGCAACCAACAAAAGUGAAUGCACUCGAGGAUAUUGAGGAGGACAUGCAGGAAGAAGAUGCGAUGUCACCGAGCAGUAGAUGCAUGGACGACGCUAUAAACAACACGAUCAUGGAGAAGCUACAAAGUUUCGCGUUAAAACAUAAUACAGGAGGGGAAGCAUUGAAGGCCUUAAUAACCAAGAUACACGCACGAGUCACCUCUUCAGAUAAACGAGUUCGCGAGGAUAUGUUGGAAAAAUUAUGGACCAAGGGUUCUGGUGCAAUGGAGAUUUUUAUUAUCAUUCUUGCGCAUUGCAAGGAUCUCGCAGUGAUUUAUACUAUUGCUGCAAUAUUACACGAGUGCAUAAUGCCAAAAGUAACGAAAAGCAAAUCGAAAGGAAGUAAAAUCAAAAGUGCAACAAAAAGCAGUAGCCGAAUAGCUGUCAUUCAACUGAUAAACUUAGGGAUCACGCAAGUCCUAGUUAAAAAUUUAAUGAAUAUCCAGAAUCAAGACAGUCCUAUUGUGGAUGUCAUGAUGCAAGAAGUUCUUUGGAUUUUGGGACAGAUUAGCCAAUGGGAUAUGAGAAUUUUAGCUAAUGUCAAAAGUUCAAGUUGUAUCAAGAUAUUUCACACACUCCUCGCGCAACAUUAUAACAACAGUAAAAUGAUUUUUCCAUUGUUGCUGAUAAUGAAAACUCUUGCUCAGAACUCAUUUUGUCAAGAAAUUCUUAUUAAUGACGGUAUAGUUAAUACAUUGGAAAAGACCCUGAUAUUAGUUGGUAACGCAUCUAAUAUUAGAUUAAGAGUUUUGGUUGAAUGUUUGAAAUAUUUGACUACUAACAAAUUAUGCUGCAAGAAGCUCGUAAAGAUUGGGAUUGUAAAUCAAUUGAUGCGAAUUUUCGACAGAUGGGAGAGAUACGAGGGACAGAUGAGACUGAAGAUAUGCAACUACGCUCUGAACACGCUACAGCAUCUUUGCGUAAUAAAGUCUGGUAGGAAUGCUAUUAAGUCGAACAAUGGUCUGCAGCUACUGUACCGGUUUUGUACAUACUGCCCGGAGGAAAAAGCCUACGAUUGCUUAUUGUCACGUAUAUGUAGUAUAAUCAAUCAAUGUCUGGAAAAGAAGGACUUGCCUGUACCCAUAAUGUCUCCUGCAAGAUUCAAUCUACCGGAAGCGAAUACCAGGGCUAACAGCAUCGAAAGUGGAAGUGAUCUUGACAGUCAAGCCAACAGCGUGGCCUCGCUUGGAAGAUUAUAUAGUGAUUUUGAUUCAGGAGACGACGAAGAUAGUCAUAGUUCGAGGAGAACGAGUGAUAAGAAUUUGUAUCCUACCGAGGAGAUAGAUGAGAGUAAAUUUUUUGCCGGAGUUUUUACAUCUCAAAGGACCGAAGAAAAUUUGAUUGGGUAUAGCGUUUUCUUUAAAGAGCUGAAUAAUUUUCAAAUAAAACUCGAACAUACUGCGUCGAAUUUAACAGUCAACAAUGAGAAAACGUUAACUCGCUCAAAAAGUCUUUUAAAGGAAACGCAUAAGGACGAAAUGGAAUAUCAAAUAAAGCAUAAAAAUAUAUUAUCUAAUUUCAAAACACUAAGAGAUCUUUCAUUGACUACUACUAAUCAGCUUGCUUAUUGCAUAAUAGCAACCGAAGUGAAAAGUGUUAUCAGAUUUGUCAAAGUUGCUUAUCCCGAUUUAAUCGGUGGUGACUCUUUUCGAAAACCAGAACCAUUGAACUGUAAAGAUAGAAAAGUUUGUCGUGAAAAAUUGUUAACUUGCGUGGAAAGAAGUCUUCACGCUAAUACCAAAAAUUACGAGGUUGUUUAUAAUCUGGAUGUUCUAGCGAUGAAUGUACCAACGAAUGAUCGAAUUUCGGAUAAAUUACUUUGUAAUUGGGACGAAAAGAGAAUUGGAAAAAGGAACCUAGAGACCAAAUAUUUACAAUUUGAAUCUCGUUUUGAAAGUGGAAAUUUGAGAAAAGCUAUUAAGAUAGGCUUGAGAGAAUACGACUUGAUCUUAACACCAGAUGUUAACAGUGUUUCUAGACAUCAAUGGUUUUACUUCGAAGUAUCAAAUAUGGAAAUAAAUGCUCCUUACACGUUCAAUAUCAUAAAUUGCGAAAAAGCAAACUCUCAGUUUAAUUUCGGCAUGAAGCCUAUUCUGUUCAGCGUAAUCGAAGCUCAAUUGGGACGACCUGGUUGGGUCAGAACUGGGAGAGAUAUUUGUUAUUAUAGAAAUUGUUAUCAGAAACCAACGAAGGGAAAGAAUUAUUUGACGACAACUUUCACAGUUAUCUUUCCUCAUGCUCACGACGUUUGUUAUCUGGCAUAUCACUUCCCUUAUACUUAUACUCAAUUAAUGACCAAUAUUUGGAAAUGGACUGGAAAGAUUUGUUCUUCGAACAUUUAUUUUCGUGCCGAUUCAUUUUGCGAGUCGUUGAAUAACAAUGAAAUUCCAUUAAUGACCAUAACUGCGCCAGAUUCUAAGGACAAUCCUAUAUCGAACAGAAAAGUGAUCUUCCUUACGUCGAGAGUCCAUCCAGGUGAAAGCAACGCAUCAUGGAUAAUGCAUGGAACAUUGGAGACUCUUCUAAGCAAUUCUACUUAUGCUAGUAGCUUACGUGACGAUUAUGUAUUUAAAAUCGUCCCGAUGUUGAACCCAGAAGGUGUGGUCAAUGGCUGCAAUCGAUAUGGACUAACGAAUGAAGACUUGAACAGACAGUGGAGCAAUCCAGAUCAAUCGUUACAUCCAGUGAUCUAUCACACGAAGGGCUUGAUGGAAUACUGCACUAGGGUCCUGAGAAGACCUCCUCAUGUCUUCGUCGACUAUCACGGCCAUUCACGGAGGAAGAACGUGUUUCUCUUCGGUUGUUCAAGGUCGAGUUCCUGGAGCGCCGCGGACAGGGCGAAACCGGACCAGCCGGUGCAGUAUUUGAUGUUACCACACUUAAUGCAAAAAGUUUCACCGGCUUUUGCUUUGCCGUUGUGCUCCUUCAAGGUAGAAAGAAAUAAGGAAUCCACCGCCAGGGUUGCCAUAUGGCGGGAGUUGGGUAUUUCGAGAAGUUAUACGAUGGAGAGUAGCUUCUGUGGUUGCGAUCAAGGAAAACUCGCUGGGUUACAUUUCGAUACGGAUCAUUUGAAAGAUGUUGGACGUGACUUUUGUCAAGCAUUAGCCAUGAUGAAGGAUGCUGAUGAAAAUUUAAACAUUGAUAAAUACAUCGAAGAGUCUUGCUGUCCACGAAAAUGUAUUCUACGGAAAAUGAGAAGAAAACCUAAAUGCAUUCAGGACAAACUUGCUAUACAUCAUAUCACUGGGAUUCCUUAGCGAUGGAAACGUAAAUAUCGAUUAAGAAUCGUGUGAUGCACGUUUUUGUUUGCUGUUUUUUAACCACGAAUUUGCUCCAGGAUUUAAAGAGGAUCAAAAUGAGUUUUGUUUGAGAUCUAAUUUGACUAGGCUAAUCAUUAAUCACUUUAGAUUCAUUUUUUCGACUCGUAAUCGUGUUGGUUUUUUUUUUUGUAAAUUCUUUAGGAUAGAAAAUUAAUCCAUUCGUUUUGUUGUUGUUGUGUUUUUGUAGGAUUCUAAUGGGAGAAACUAUUCCUGAAGAAUCAGGAUGCAUGGUGGAAGAAGUAACUUCCAGUUGUGAUUCGGACGAGUCUGAUUUGGAGACUUAAGGAGAUUUCUCUUUCCUUCAGAGUUUGGAAGAUUUGUAAAUCGAACGUCCACUUGCCAGAAGAUAAAUUUAUUACUCAUUGUUGUUGAAAAAUACGUCGGAUUCUGGUUCCGAAUCGGACAUAUACGAGAAGUCAUUAUUUUGUGAAAAAGAUUUAUUGAAAAAUUGUAACAAAUGGUGAAAAUCUUUUACCACUUAUUUACUAUCUACAUACACACGACAAGCUGUUGUUUCGAAUAUAAAAAAAGAAAUUAAGAAAAAGAAAAAAAGAAAAAUGCAAAUAAAACAGUUCACAAAGCUUACCCUUCUACGAUAUUCGAGUUAACACGAUUGAAAAAUCUUGUACAAAUUUACAAUUAUGUUUUCUUUAUAAAAAAAAAAUUCGAAUUUUAAUUUCUCGGAACCAGAAUUUUUUGAAAUGGAAUAUUCUUCGUGUCGAAUUUAAAUCCUGUCGUUACAAUUUUUCUGAUUGUUCAAAAAUGUAAUUCUCAUUGAAAUUUCUAUAUCACAAAUCAUAGUUAAUGAAUAUUAAAGUAAAUACGAAGAAAAUUCAACGAUUACGUUUACGAGUUGAUCGCGGAAGCAAAGGCACAUAACGAUUGCUCUAAUAAACGACAAAAUAUUGACAAUAUCUUUAGUAGGAAUUUUCAAAUAUAUAAUAGCUCACAUAUACAUGCGAUCGUUUAAUGUAAGACUUCUAAUCUACUUGAAUAUUAGAAUAAUAUGAAAAUGAUCGCUCGCAUUCUUGCAUUCUCUCGUUGUACCUCGCUACCAGAUACAUACAUGUCAUACAUUUAAUAGAAAAAAAAAAAGAAACAAAUAAAAUGAAAUAAAAUCAAAAGAAAUAGAAAUAUUGAAAGAAAUGAAUUCAAAUGUCGAAUCGAAUCCUAAAACUACUUGGAACGAUGACUAAUCUAUCAUUAAAUUAUAUUUCGUGUGCUGUUACAAGCUCAACGUUACUCUGAAAUAAAUUUAACAUUUUUUUUUUGUAAUUUUUUUGUGUUUUUCUGUUUUUUCUUUUUUUUUUGUCUUUUCCUAUUUUUUCAAGUUUCUUUUUCAUCCACUUUUUAAUAUGAAUAAGAUCGCACGAAUAUAGUAUACAGAGAACAUCACUCGCUUGUUACCAAAUGUAACAAAUUCUGGUUAUUAUUGCGUUAAUUGCUUUAAUACAAGCGGUAUACAUGAUGGUGCUCUACGGUGUUACGAUUAUUAUUAAUACAGUUAUAGUUAUAUAUAUAUAUAUUUUUUUUUUGUGCUUGCGUUAAUUACGCGUCUAAAGUAAAAACAAUUCAAAGAAUAUUUAAUGUUCUGUGACGUAUAUAUGCAUUCUUAAAAGGAACGU